This is a messenger RNA of Hypoxylon fragiforme, 658 nucleotides long. RefSeq lists its product as uncharacterized. The transcript has 4 exons. Bases 181 to 546 code for a protein of 121 amino acids. Lineage: Eukaryota; Fungi; Ascomycota; Sordariomycetes; Xylariales; Hypoxylaceae. The record is from RefSeq and is a predicted model, not a curated record.
UGUCAAUGAUCUUGAUACAUACUAGGUAUGGGUGUUGGCAUGUGUAUAUAUAUCUAGGCUGACUACGACUCUUUCUUCUCUUCUCCUCACUCCAUCUUCUUGUACAACUCCAAAGCCUCAACGACGAAUACUCAUCUACAAAGCAACCUAUUACCAAAUCACUAUUACAAACCAGCAAACAUGUUCGGAUUCGGCGACGCCAAGAAUCAGCGUGAUGAGAUCUACGAGGGUGAGCCUCACCAGUCGAAGAUCUCCCACGAGCUCGUAGGCGGCGGUGCCGCUUUCGAAGCCAUGAAGCUAUUCGAGGACCGCCAGCGCAAAGAAGGCAAGCAAGUGAACCACGGCUUCGCCAAGGAGCUCCUAGCUGGCAUUGCGGGCGCCGAGGUCGACAAGUUGAUCGAGACCAAGGGGCUGGACUUCGUGGACCGCGAGAAGGCCAAGCGCCACGCCAAGCAGCAGGCCGAGGAGUUGUACGACAACCAGUACGGUGACCAGGACCAGUAUGACCCGGACAACAGCCGUCGUCACCCUAGCAUGGACUACUAGGUGCUCUAUGAUCACCGGGGAUCGUUCUAGAUAUCGGGAUAGCCUAGGACUGAACUUGGGGUUUUAGUACUCUGGAAUGAAUAAAUAAACCGAAAUUAUAAAUACAUUUUGG